UUUUUUUUUUUUUUUUUCUUUAGAAAACGCGUAUACCAAUGGUAUGGACAGAGAUGUCAAUAUCACCUCCGAAGCAUACAAUUGGUGUGUUACGUUUUUCUUCAUCGGUUAUAUUAUUCCACAGAUUCCUACAAACAUGGUUGUUGCUCGACUUUUACCGCGCUAUUUCCUUCCAACUGCUGAACUUAUUUGGGGUGCUGUCACCUGCUUCAUUGCCCUUGUCAAAACUGCUAAUGGCGUUUGGGGCCUUCGAUUUAUUCAAGGUUUAGCUCAAGCUACCUUCGUGCCUUCCAUGGUGUUUAUCAUUGGUUCCUGGUAUACCAGUAAAGAACUUGCUACACGUACUGCUAUUUUUAUGGCAGGUAAUCAACUCUCAGGCGCUAUCGGUGGAAUUAUUGCUGCUGGUAUCAAUUCCCAUUUGAAUGGUGCAGGUGGACUCGCUAGCUGGCAGUGGCUUUUUAUCAUCGAAGGUUUAAUGUCUGUUGCUGUUGGUGUUGUUGGAUAUUGGCUUUUACCCAACUACCCCCAUAAUACUAGCUGGAUCAAAGGCGAAGAAAAAGAAUGCGCUAUUGCUCGAUUAAAAAGUCAAGGCAAACAAAUCAAGUCGGAAAAAUACACCUGGGAAACUUUCUUGAAUGUUUUGGCAACCCCUUAUGCUUACAUUCUGACUUUGGAUUUUAUUUGCCUGAACAUUGGCAAUCAAUUUAUUUUGAAUUUCUCCAUCAUUUUGAAGGGCAUGGGAUGGAGCAAAGAACUUGCCAACUAUUUGGUGUCACCUAUCUAUGGCUGGGCUGCUCUUACUGUCGUUGGUUUCGGUAAACUAUCUGAUCAUCUUGGUGAACGUGCCUGGAUUAUCAUCAUCGUGCAAAUCAUUGUAUCUGUUUUUUAUCUGUUAUUGUUCGCAAUCAACCAUGGUGCUACACCUUUCUGGCUCGUUAUGCUUUCCGGCUUUGUCAUUGUUAACAAUAUCUCCAUGUUCUCCAUUGUCUUUACUUUCAUCAAUGAGAUCUUCGCUUUGGACGCGAACACUCGUGCUUUGGCCAUUGCUUGUAUCAACUGUAUCGGUAACUUGAUCCCAAACUUUAUCAGUGUGGGGGCUUGGGUCGUUAGCGACGCCCCUAACUUCUACAAAGGCAAAAUUGUUAACUUUGCACUAUCCGUUGCCUCUAUAUUGCUCACCUUCGGUUGCUGGUGGUGUCUCAAGAAACAGUACCAUCUUCCUGGCUCACAUAGAAAAGCGCAAGCUUUUGAAGUUACGGAUGUUGAGGAAAAGGCUGACUACGAGAAUAAAAAAGAUGAGGAGUAAUUACGCCUUUUGUCUGUCAAGCUUAAAUCAUUCUAAUUUUAUCAACACGGACCAAAGCUACUGUUAUAACGUUCGUAUCUUUAUCAAUAUCUGUAAGCCUAGCUAAUAGCAAAAUUUCCUGGCUUUUGUCAGUAAUUAAUGUAUUAUAGUAUUUAUGUGCUUUUUUUAUUUCCUUUUAUUAUGUAUUUCUCUUUUAAAAGGAUGAAUAAAAUCCAGUUUUUUUGAAUAAAAAAGAAAUCAUGCCACAAUUCUGUCUUUGACAAGGCAAAUCAGACUUGCGUGAUAAUUUGUUCAUCCCCGCCCCCCAAAAGCUUAAAUUAACGCACGCUAUAUAAUGAUUGAAGUGAGUAUUUAAGCAAAAGGAACGCACCAUUUGCUUCAUCUCAUACACGAUCGAAGUCAAAAGACUACAGCUCCAAUGACUAUUGCGGUGAAAUGUUGGCUAAAA
Molecule: messenger RNA, 1754 nt
Organism: Mycotypha africana
Lineage: Eukaryota; Fungi; Mucoromycota; Mucoromycetes; Mucorales; Mycotyphaceae
Product: major facilitator superfamily domain-containing protein
Exons: 1
Coding region: 44-1306 (420 amino acids)
Biological process (GO): transmembrane transport
Cellular component (GO): membrane
Molecular function (GO): transmembrane transporter activity
Source: RefSeq, a predicted model, not a curated record